This is a messenger RNA of Lotus japonicus, 2795 nucleotides long. Its product is annotated as 65-kDa microtubule-associated protein 6. The coding region runs from base 500 to 2341 and encodes 613 amino acids. The transcript has 12 exons. NCBI's taxonomy places the organism in Eukaryota, Viridiplantae, Streptophyta, Magnoliopsida, Fabales, Fabaceae. Gene Ontology annotation, biological process: microtubule cytoskeleton organization. Gene Ontology annotation, molecular function: microtubule binding. Gene Ontology annotation, cellular component: cytoplasm; spindle. The record is from RefSeq and is a predicted model, not a curated record.
GCUUAUGCUUUGAGUUCACUACCCACUACAAAUCAUUGGCGAAUGUGCAUUAGCAGAAUACAAUAUACAGAAAGAAUACAGAUCCAAUACUUUGCCUCUUUCUUCACCUGCUCCUUCCAAAUUCCAAUUUUGGCUGGCGCAUUUUAGCAUCUAACCACCACCAAACCCUAAAAUAAGCAUUCUUUCUUUCUUUGCUUUAACUUGAGAUUUUUGUUUUCUCUUCUCACUGGACCAACAAUAAUCAUAUCAAUCAAUCAUUAUCCUCCCUCCUGAAACACCAAAACAAACCCACUUCCUCUCUUUCCUUACAGAUCCUGUUUUGAUAAUUUUCCUUCCUUCUCUGUUAUUGCCAAUUCCAAAGGUUUCAGCUUUUAGAUCUGGCUUGCUUCUUUCAAGCAAUGGAGAUACCCCAUGUUUCUUGCUUUCUUCUUUGACUCUUCUUCCCUCUGCUUCUGUAGCUGCAUUAACCACUUUUUCACCUUCAAAUUAUCACUUGUAAAUGAUGCUUGCCAUUGGGAAUCCUAUCACUAGCAUCCAUACCAGCUCUACUUGCACUGCUUUGCUCAAAGAACUUGAGCAAAUAUGGAACGAUAUUGGGGAGAGUGAGAAGGAGAAAGAUCGCAUGUUAUUUGAACUCGAGAGGGAAUGCUUAGAAGUUUACAGGAGAAAGGUUGAUGAGGCUGCCAACACCAAGGCGCGCUAUCACCAGACUGUUGCAGCCAAGGAAGCAGAGCUUGCAACACUAAUGGCUGCCCUUGGCGAACAUGAUAUUCAUUCGCCGGUAAAAAUAAAUGACAUGCUUAUUAAAACAGAGAAGAAAUCGGCAUCCCUGAAGGAGAAGCUUGCAUCUGUCACACCACUGGUUGAAGAAUUGAAGAAGAAAAAGGAUGAAAGGUUGAAGCAAUUUGCAGAUAUUAAAGCUCAAAUAGAAAAGAUAAGUGGUGAGAUUUUUGAAAGCCAUCCUGCCAAUGAUGCUGUGAGCAGCACAACAGUUGCGGAAGAACAGGACUUGUCACUAAGAAGGCUUAAUGAAUGUCAAACACAUCUUCGUACUCUUCAAAAGGAAAAGUCCGACCGCCUUCAAAAGGUCUUGCAAUGUGUGAAUGAUGUGCAUUCUCUCUGUGGUGUGCUUGGGUUGGAUUUUGGCCAAACUGUGGGUGAUGUGCAUCCAAGCUUGCAUGGGACUCAGUUGGAACAAUCGACUAAUAUUAGCAAUAGCACAUUGGCAGGUCUAGAACAGACCAUUGACAAAUUGAAAACAGAAAGGAAAGCUAGAAUGCAGAAGCUGAAGGAUGUUGUUGCUAAACUAUUUGAUCUUUGGAAUUUGAUGGACUCAUCAAAAGAAGAGAGAAACUGUUUUCUGAGGAUUACUUCUAUUGUUAGGAUUUCGGAAUCAGAACUCACUGAACGAGGUGUUCUUUCGACAGAGAUUAUAGAGAAGGCUUCAGCAGAAGUAGAAAGGCUUGCCAAACUGAAAGCAAGCAGAAUGAAGGAACUUGUAUUUAAGAAGAGGUCAGAGCUAGAGGAAAUUUGUAGACUGACUCAUAUUGAACCGGAUACCAGUACUGCUCCUGAGAAAGCUAGUGCAUUAAUAGAUUCUGGUCUGGUUGAUCCUUCUGAACUUUUAGCUAACAUCGAAGCACAGAUAAUGAAGGCAAGAGAUGAAGCUUUGAGCAGAAAAGAAGUAACAGAUAGGAUUGAUAAGUGGCUUUCUGCCUGUGAAGAGGAGAAUUGGCUUGAUGAAUAUAGUCAAGAUAACAAUCGGUACAGUGCUGGACGAGGUGCUCAUAUUAAUCUUAAACGCGCUGAACGAGCUAGAGUAACUGUGACCAAAAUUCCAGCUAUGGUUGACAAUCUUAUAAACAAAACACUUUCCUGGGAAGAUGAAAAGAAGACUCAUUUUCUAUACGAUGGGGUACGUUUGGUGUCAAUAUUGGAGGAUUAUAAACUGACCAGACAUCUCAAAGAAGAAGAAAAGCGACGGCACAAGGACCAAAAGAAGCUGCAAGAUCUACUCCUAAAUCAAAAGGAAGCCAUGUAUGGGUCUAAACCGAGUCCAAGAAAAAGUAACAGCGUUAGAAACACAAAUGGGUAUCGUGCAAAUGGCAAUGGGAAUGGCAGUGUGUCUUCUAUGCCUCCCACACCUCGCCGUAACUCUGUGAGUGGCGGAACAUCUGAACUACUAACACCGCGUUCCUACUCUGGCCGUCAUAAUGGAUAUUUCAAAGAAAUGAGAAGGUUGUCCACUGCACCUCUCAACUAUGUGGCUAUAUCUAAGGAAGAUACCAUGUCAUAUAGUUCUCAUUGUGGUUCAGAGCCUGAAUCCCCUCCCCAAGUUUAAACUUCAAAACAAAAAUGAUAAAGGAAUAGGCUAAGAUGAGAUUUUCUUUCUUGGGCUGUGCCUGUAAACAUGAUUAAAACCAGCGCAAACCUUGUGAAUAUGGAGAAGGAUUGUACACUAGUUAUUUGCUUGUAAUAAGCUGAGGUAUACCUGGACAGUGGUAACUGACAUUUGAGGACAGGAAGUAGGGUGUUUAUGCUUUUGAAGAACAUGAUCAGAUUCUAAAAGAGUGUUGAUACUGGUAGGGAUGUUUUAGGACUCCUUUGUAGAGGGGAGAUCAUACAGUGCUUGACCAUGUAUUCUAUGGGUUUUGUGUGUUCAGUUGUAUAUAUAUGUUCAGUGUGAUGGUCAUUAGUUCAUGCAGUAACUCAGAUUAUUUUGAUUCAUAAUUGUAGGAAAGUUCAUGCUAUAUACCUCAUGCCCAAUUUGUAUGCAAAUUUGACAUUUUCACUCU